AUGGCCACUGCUCUACAUACCGUCCUCUCACAACUGCAGAAGAAGGAUGCUUACGUUUCAGUACUGCGGAAUUCGCCGCCGGUGAGCCGGCGAUCAAAUGCGCAUGCGUACGAGUCCCAGCUGGAUUCCGACAUCGCGCAUGCGCUCAGUGAACAAAAGGCUCUGUCGGAGCGAGCGCAGCUGACGAUACAUCAGAAAAUUCACACCAGUGAGAGGCUGUUCACCUGCUCCGUGUCUGAGAGUAGAUUCAGUCACUCAGCUGACCCACAGACAGACCAGCGAGUUCACAAGGGAGAGAGAUUUUUGAAUUGUUUCGUGUGUGGGAAGACAUUCACUGAGACAUCUGAUCUGUUGACAAAUGAACGAAUUCACCUUAGGGAGAGGCCAUUCCCCUGCUCAGACUCUGGGAAGGGAUUCUCUCAGUCAUUUCAACUGAAGGUACAUCAGUGA
Mobula hypostoma (lesser devil ray) is the source of this 450-nucleotide messenger RNA. RefSeq names its product zinc finger protein 239-like. Gene Ontology annotation, molecular function: RNA polymerase II cis-regulatory region sequence-specific DNA binding; DNA-binding transcription factor activity, RNA polymerase II-specific. Bases 1 to 450 code for a protein of 149 amino acids. The transcript has 3 exons. NCBI's taxonomy places the organism in Eukaryota, Metazoa, Chordata, Chondrichthyes, Myliobatiformes, Myliobatidae. Gene Ontology annotation, cellular component: nucleus. Gene Ontology annotation, biological process: regulation of transcription by RNA polymerase II. The record is from RefSeq and is a predicted model, not a curated record.